AUGAGCCUUCUCAACACCUCAACCUUCGAAGACAAGAUGUGUGAGGGGAACAGGACCGCCAUGGCCAGCCCUCAGUUGCUGCCCCUGGUGGUGGUUCUAAGUAGCAUCUCCCUGGUCACAGUGGGUCUCAACCUGCUGGUGCUCUAUGCUGUGCACAGUGAGCGCAAGCUGCACACCGUGGGCAACCUGUACAUUGUCAGCCUGUCAGUAGCAGACCUGAUCGUAGGUGCAGUCGUCAUGCCCAUGAACAUCCUUUAUCUCAUCAUGGCCAGGUGGUCCCUGGGCCGCCCCCUUUGCCUCUUUUGGCUCUCCAUGGAUUAUGUGGCCAGCACAGCAUCCAUCUUCAGUGUCUUCAUCCUUUGUAUUGAUAGAUAUCGCUCUGUCCAGCAACCCCUCCGGUACCUCAGGUAUCGCACCAAGACCCGCGCAUCAGCCACCAUCCUAGGGGCCUGGUUUCUUUCCUUUCUGUGGGUUAUACCCAUUCUUGGCUGGCAUCACUUCACACCCUCACCCUCGGAGCUUCGAGAAGACAAGUGUGAGACAGACUUCUACAAUGUUACUUGGUUCAAGGUCAUGACUGCCAUCAUCAACUUCUACCUCCCCACUUUGCUCAUGCUGUGGUUCUAUGUAAGGAUCUACAAGGCCGUGCGGCAACACUGCCAGCACCGCCAGCUCACCAAUGGCUCGCUCCCUUCCUUCUUAGAGAUCAAGUCUAAGUCAGAGGAUAUCAAGGAGGGUACCAAGAAGCCUGGGAAAGAGUCUCCCUGGGGGGUCCUGAAAAGGCCAUCAAGAGACCCUAGUGCAGGCCUGGAUCAGAAAUCGACAUCUGAAGACCCCAAGAAGAUGAACUCUCUGACUGUCUUCAGCCAGGAAGAGGAUAGAGAAGCAGUCACACGCCACUGUUUUCAUCUUGACAUCACACAGGCUAUGGCUGAGGGGGGUAGCAGGGGCUCAGAGACCAAUGACCAGGCCCUGAGCCAGCUCAAAAUGGAUGAGCAGAACCUGAAUGCCUGCCGGCGGAUUAGUGAGACAUCGGAGGACCAGACCUUGGUGGAUCGACAGUCCUUCUCACGGACCACGGACUCUGACCCCAGCACCGAACCAGGGCCGGGCAGAGACAAACUGAGAAGCGGGUCUAACAGCGGCCUAGAUUACAUCAAGAUCACCUGGAAGAGACUCCGCUCGCAUUCCAGACAGUAUGUGUCUGGGCUGCACUUGAACCGAGAACGGAAGGCAGCCAAGCAGUUGGGUUUUAUCAUGGCAGCCUUCAUUCUUUGCUGGAUUCCCUACUUCAUCUUCUUCAUGGUCAUUGCCUUCUGCACGAGCUGCUGCAGUGAACCUGUGCACAUGUUCACCAUCUGGCUGGGCUACAUCAACUCCACACUGAACCCCCUCAUCUACCCCCUGUGCAAUGAGAACUUCAAGAAGACAUUCAAGAAAAUUCUGCACAUUCGCCCCUAAGGGCUCAGCAAGAGGAUGCCACGUAGUGGAUGGACAGCGUCUGAUGUCCAAGAGGGAACCAGAGGAAGAAAGCGUGGGCGUCACUAGGCCCCUGGGCAUUGGGGAAUAGAAUCUGAGAUCCUGAGCUGAGCAGUACGGAGGUGUUCCCAGGGACCGUCGAAGAGCAGGUGGCGGUGGUUGGCAGAAAGAUUGUACUUUGGGUAGAAAGCAGAGUAUUUGAAAGAAGAAACCUGGCAGAGUAUGCCUGAUCCUCAGGA
Molecule: messenger RNA, 1718 nt
Organism: Arvicola amphibius (Eurasian water vole)
Lineage: Eukaryota; Metazoa; Chordata; Mammalia; Rodentia; Cricetidae
Gene: Hrh1
Product: histamine receptor H1
Exons: 1
Coding region: 1-1461 (486 amino acids)
Biological process (GO): regulation of vascular permeability; G protein-coupled receptor signaling pathway, coupled to cyclic nucleotide second messenger; chemical synaptic transmission
Cellular component (GO): dendrite; membrane
Molecular function (GO): neurotransmitter receptor activity; G protein-coupled serotonin receptor activity; histamine receptor activity
Source: RefSeq, a predicted model, not a curated record